This is a messenger RNA of Monodelphis domestica (gray short-tailed opossum), 2851 nucleotides long. The record is from RefSeq and is a predicted model, not a curated record. Lineage: Eukaryota; Metazoa; Chordata; Mammalia; Didelphimorphia; Didelphidae.
CCCUCCCAAGAGGGACCUAGCACCUCACACAUGACCAGAAGCCCAUCUCCCUCCCAAAAGAGCCCUAGCACCUCACACACGACCAGAAGCCCAUCUCCCUCCCAAAAGAGCCCAAGCACCUCACACAUGACCAGAAGCCCAUCUCCCUCCCAAGAGGGACCUAGCACCUCACACAUGACCAGAAGCCCAUCUCCCUCCCAAAAGAGCCCUAGCACCUCACACACGACCAGAAGCCCAUCUCCCUCCCAAAAGAGCCCUAGCACCUCACACACGACCAGAAGCCCAUCUCCCUCCCAAAAGAGCCCUAGCACCUCACACACGACCAGAAGCCCAUCUCCCUCCCAAAAGAGCCCAAGCACCUCACACACGACCAGAAGCCCAUCUCCCUCCCAAGAGGGACCUAGCACCUCACACAUGACCAGAAGCCCAUCUCCCUCCCAAGAGGGACCUAGCACCUCACACACGACCAGAAGGCCUCAGCACUUCACACAGGACCAGAACUGUGCCAUCCAGGAGCACCCCUCCCUCCCAAGAGAGCCUCAGUACCUCACACAGGACCAGAACUGUGCCAUCCAAGAGCACCCCUCCCUCCCAAGAGAGCCUCAGUACCUCACACAGGACCAGAACUGUGCCAUCCAGGAGCACCCUUCCCUCCCAAGAGAGCCCCAGUACCUCACACAGGACCAGAACUGUGCCAUCCAGGAGCACCCUUCCCUCCCAAGAGAGCCUCAGUACCUCACACAGGACCAGAACUGUGCCAUCCAGGAGCACCCCUCCCUCCCAAGAGAGCCUCAGUACCUCACACAGGACCAGAACUGUGCCAUCCAGGAGCACCCCUCCCUCCCAAGAGAGCCUCAGUACCUCACACAGGACCAGAACUGUGCCAUCCAGGAGCACCCUUCCCUCCCAAGAGAGCCCCAGUACCUCACACAGGACCAGAACUGUGCCAUCCAGGAGCACCCCUCCCUCCCAAGAGAGCCUCAGCACUUCACACAGGACCAGAACUGUGCCAUCCAGGAGCACCCCUCCCUCCCAAGAGAGCCUCAGUACCUCACACAGGACCAGAACUGUGCCAUCCAGGAGCACCCCUCCCUCCCAAGAGAGCCUCAGUACCUCACACAGGACCAGAACUGUGCCAUCCAGGAGCACCCUUCCCUCCCAAGAGAGCCCCAGUACCUCACACAGGACCAGAACUGUGCCAUCCAGGAGCACCCUUCCCUCCCAAGAGAGCCUCAGUACCUCACACAGGACCAGAACUGUGCCAUCCUGGAGCACCCCUCCCUCCCAAGAGGGCCUCAGCACUUCACACAGGACCAGAACUGUGCCAUCCAGGAGCACCCCUCCCUCCCAAGAGAGCCUCAGUACCUCACACAGGACCAGAACUGUGCCAUCCAGGAGCACCCUUCCCUCCCAAGAGAGCCCCAGUACCUCACACAGGACCAGAACUGUGCCAUCCAGGAGCACCCUUCCCUCCCAAGAGAGCCUCAGAGCACCCCUCCCUCCCAAGAGAGCCCCAAUACCUCACACAUGACUGGAACCCCCUCUCCCUCCCAAGAGGGCCCUAGCACCUCACACAGAACCAGAACUGUGCCAUCCAGGAGCAUCCCUCCCUCCCAAGAGGGCCUCAACACCUCACAGAGGACCAGCACUGUGCCAUCCAUAACCAUCAAUCCCUCCUAUGGGGGCACAGGAGUCUUGAUCAGAACCACUUCCAAGUCACCCAAGACCAUUACUUCUUCCCAUGGGGACAAGGGAACCUCAAGUAGAACCAUCAUUCCCUUCUUUGAGAGUACUAGAACCUCAGACACAAUCACAUCCAUGCCAUCCAAAAUAACAAGUACUUCCCAUAAAGGAAUGGAAACCUCCAUUACUGGAGAUUUGAACAAACCCACAGACUGGACUAUAGCUGUUUCAGACAAAGUACCUGAAUCCUUAGGAACCUCAUAUAAGUCUACAUCUGCCACUGACAAAACCAUAGGAGCCACAGAACCAACCACUGCUAAGGGAAGUUCAGAUAAAACCAUAAUUUUUUGGGGAACAUCAGAAAAGAUGACCAAAUCCUUGGAAAGAACCACAAACAUCUACAAGACUGCAUCUUCUUCACAUCAAAUGAUGGGAACUUCAGAUAAAACUCCCCAAACUUCAGAUAAUACCACAAAAAUUUCAGGAGACAUUGGAACCUUAGAGAAGACCACACAAUCUUUGGACAAGACUAUACACAAAUCUACAUCAACUGCCCCUUAUCUACCACUUCAAGUUACUAGUGAGAAAACUUUUGCACCUUUCACACCCACUCUACACCCAUCUUUCACAACUCCCAAACAAAGCCAGGAAUUGAAUUCCACAAAAUCAGCCAAUAAUAGCUGGCCAGACCAGGAAACAGAUAAUUCAAGAGGAGGGUCCCAGAAUGGAGCAACUCAGGGGCUGCUGGAGGGGAAUUCAUUUCCCACUUGGGCCAUUGUCAUUGUAGUCCUGGUGGCUGUGAUCCUCCUCUUGCUACUCUUUGGCCUACUCAUCAUGGCUGUCUACAUGAUCAAAACACGGUAUCAUCAGACGAUUACAGACAAUGAAGAAAAUGAUGCAGAGGAUGAGAUUGGCCCCAAUUCUUAUCCUGUGUACCUGAUGGAGCAGCAAGCACUGGGUCGGAGUCAGCUCCCAUUACCUUAGUGAUCUCUCUACAGGGUCCCAAGUUCAAAUCCUUAAUGACUUAUUCCUUGUCUUAGUCAGGAAUAAGAAUUCCUUCCCUGUUUCCUAGACUCUAGGAAGAGCUAAGACUCCUGGCAUUAUCAACUUCAAUCCUUAAGCCAAGGUACUGGAAGGAGGGGUCUACCACCACUGGGUCAGAGUAAAG